AAACAACCCGGAAGUAAUUUCCAGUCGUCCUACACGUGUGUUUACACGCGUCUACACCCAUGUUACAAUGACUGAUGCAUUCAGCACCAACAGUGAACUGGUUCUUCAGCGCGUGCUGGACGUAACAGCAGAGAAGGAUGUUCACUGUGGGAAUCUAGAUGAGCAUUAUCAGAUCAAGGCGACAUGCCAUUUCAUCAAUGAUCAUCAGUUCAAAAAGGUUGCCUUGCAAUUUCCAGAUGAGGUGCUGGUUGAUUCAAUAGCAAUUGCUGCAGAGGUUGAGAAGGGAACCAAAGCAAAACUAUUCAUCCUUGGAGACACGUCCUAUGGCAGUUGUUGUGUAGAUGAAGUUGCAGCGGAGCAUGUGGACGCAGACUGCAUCGUACACUACGGAAGGGCUUGUCUCAGCCCAUCCAGAAGACUCCCUCUGAUGUACGUCUUUGAGAGGAAACCUGUGGUCCUGGAGACGUGUGUCUCCUCCUUCAGAGAGCUAUACCCCAACAGACAGAGUCACGUCAUCCUCUUGUACGAUGUCAACUAUGAUCACAUUAAUGACGAUCUUCUGGCGCUGCUGUCCUCUGAGUAUCCGAACAUUUCCGCCUCAACCCUUCACGUGGACGGAGAACUUUGCUACAGUCACGGAGAAACACAUGGACAACACAAUGUCAGCAGUUCUCAGUGUCAAAACGGUGAUAAAGUCGUUCGACAGUUCGGAAGGCAGUUUGUCUUGAAAUCUGGACAGACCAUUGAGGACUACAGUGUGUUUUUUAUUGGCCAUGAAGGUGCAACCAUGACAAACUUCAUGAUGACUUGGAACCGCUGCUCUUUCUGCUCUUUUGACCCUGCAACAAUGACAGGUCGGACUGAGUCGAUCAGUAUCAACAAAGCUUUGAUGAAGCGAUAUUACGCAAUAGAGAGGGCAAAGGAUGCCAGUGUGGUGGGCAUUCUUGUGGGUACACUUGGCGUGGCAAACUACCUCACCAUCAUCGAACAGCUGAAAGAAACCAUCCACAGAGCAGGGAAAAAGAGCUACAUGUUUGCCAUGGGGAAACUGAAUGUGGCCAAACUGGCUAACUUUCUUGAGAUUGACAUUUAUGUACUGAUCGCAUGUCCUGAGAACUCUCUGUUGGACUCCAGUGAGUUCUACAAACCGGUCGUGACCCCCUUUGAAAUGGAGGUGGCCUGCAACAAGAAAAGGGAAUGGUCAGGAGAGUACGUCACAGACUUCCGCGAUCUGCUUCCAGGUGGAUCUAAGCAUGUGGCCUUGGCGAACCCUGACGAUCUCGAGGACGGCGAUGAGACUGAUGUCUCCCUCAUCACCGGAGCUUUACGAAUGACCCGCUUCUCGUCCAGUGAGCCAGUGUCUUCCUCACACGACUCCUCACUCGUCCUACGGAACCAGGCGCUCACUGUGGCCAAUGCUAACACAGCUGCCACGUACCUGGCGGGUCGUAGCUGGCAGGGACUGGAGCAGAAACUGGGAGAAACACCGGUGGUGAAAGCAUUAGAGGGAAGGAAAGGCAUUGCCAUUGCCUACGAAGAGGAGCCGACGAUUGACAGGGACCAUUGAUCAUGAAAGCACUCAUCACAUCCAGAUUAUUAGUCCAUUGCAAAUGUUUUACAUAUAUCAAUCAAUAUAUUAAGUUGCGUCAUAGCUCAACUGUUUCCAAUUUAAGUUAUCAAUCUUCUGACAAAAAUUAAGGCUUUACCAGCUAUAUCAGGUGCAUUAUAUUCGCGUGAGUCACGACAACAUAGACUUUAAAAAACAAUUAUUUACUUCUACACUGAAGUGUGGAGGGAGAACUGAAAAUCAUAUACCUUUUUGUUAUAUUGAUGCUUUAUCUGAAGCAUACGUAUAUUAAUGUUUAUAGAUCAGUUGCGUCUGAAAAAGUAAAUGCCUGUCAAGAAAUAUGCAGCUAGUGUAGCAGUGCUUUGAAUGUGAUGAAUGUCACAGUAUAACAGAAGUUGAACUUUUUUUUUAAUGUAACAGAUAGAAUGUUGAAAAUGUGAGACCACAUGCUUGGACUUAAAUGUACUCAUCACUGUUGUGAAUACGCAUAAUUGUUAUUAUUUAUUCAACAACUUUUUGCUCUGUGUACUGUAAAUCACAAAUGAGAUAUACAAAAGAGAUGUCUGAUUUUUAUAUUUUUAAUCAAAUCAUUAUAGGCUAUAUAUAGGUCAUUUAUAGGCUAUUUAGAACAGUCAUAGUUUAAAUUAAUUGUGCUCUGUACACGUAUACCAAAGGUCUUAAAACUGGAGCUCAGAAUAGUCUAUGGCUAUAUAACCAAUGUUUAAUAUGUUUAACAAUGACAUAAGAAAAUAACUUAGCAGAACUAAAUUUUUCCUGAGGAAACUUCAUUUCUGGUGUCCGAUGCAUACACAUAACAAAUAAUUAAAAACAUACUACUGCAUUACAUUCAAAUACGUAGAAAACCAGGGCAUGCUUGAUUUGUGCCUGUUAAAACAUCAUACUUUAACAAUAACAUCACAUAAAUCAGUAAAUAUCAGCCUAGUGAAGAAAAGUCCUUGUUUAGGUAGACUUUUCUGACCUAAAUGUCUUCCCUCAAUGUAGAUGUAGAAAUCUGACUUUGUGUUUAUGCUUCUGUAUGUUUUUCUUUGAUGGUUGGUUGACAGUAUCCAGAACAAAGACAAAGUAGAAAUAACAAAUCCCACAAUUUCGACA
Molecule: messenger RNA, 2680 nt
Organism: Oncorhynchus keta (chum salmon)
Lineage: Eukaryota; Metazoa; Chordata; Actinopteri; Salmoniformes; Salmonidae
Gene: dph2
Product: diphthamide biosynthesis 2
Exons: 7
Coding region: 68-1567 (499 amino acids)
Biological process (GO): protein histidyl modification to diphthamide
Molecular function (GO): 2-(3-amino-3-carboxypropyl)histidine synthase activity
Source: RefSeq, a predicted model, not a curated record